Messenger RNA from Zophobas morio, 2639 nucleotides. RefSeq names its product ATP-dependent zinc metalloprotease YME1L-like. The coding region runs from base 231 to 2399 and encodes 722 amino acids. NCBI's taxonomy places the organism in Eukaryota, Metazoa, Arthropoda, Insecta, Coleoptera, Tenebrionidae. Gene Ontology annotation, biological process: protein quality control for misfolded or incompletely synthesized proteins; mitochondrion organization. Gene Ontology annotation, molecular function: ATP binding; ATP hydrolysis activity; ATP-dependent peptidase activity. The transcript has 8 exons. Gene Ontology annotation, cellular component: mitochondrial inner membrane. The record is from RefSeq and is a predicted model, not a curated record.
GUUGCGGUGGUGGUUUUUGCGUUAGUUGCGGCUUUUUUGUGUGGGUAUUUUGCUGUUUUUGUCGCGGUUGUGUUAGGGACUUUUCGGAAUUCGUGUGUCCGGGUUGGCAGUGCUGUCGAAUGGUAUCAGCUGUAAGUGUCAGAAAGGUUAUAUGUGUAUUUUUAUAAAAGUUCGAUUAAAUUCGUCGUUGUUUUUUAUGUAACAUUACAAAUUGCUUCAUGUAACGCAGGAUGUUUUCCCUCCAAAAUCAAAAUCAGGCCAUCGUCACUCUCUCUCAAAUAUCUGCAAUAAUAACCCCCCGACAGAAUGCCUAUCUGAAUAAGAAGCACCUCCGUGCGAAAGACGAGCCCCAGAUCGUGUGCAAAGAAAGUUUUCUGGAAACUUUGAAGAAUUGCGACUUUUCGUUCAUGAAGCACUUGAACCCCAAACAGCUGACAGAAAACCAUGUCUUCAACAACUUCAAAGUGUCGUACGUGUCUAGCGAGAGCUUCUUCGAAAACAAGCACGGGUUUUUGGAAAACGAGUUAAAGAAUCCGGUUCCUACGCUCAUCAUAAAGAACAGGAGAAGUAUUCACAUACCUCAGAAUUUUUAUCAGAAGCUCGUGUACGGGUUGAGGCACGAAAAUGCCUUCACUUUUGAUAUACAAGUUAGGGGAUUUAAAACCGACAGGAGCAUCAAAGCGGAGUUACAAAGAAACCCCACUCUGGGGGCUAGGAUAAAAAGCGCGUUAGGUUUAAGUGGAAGCGAGAACUUGGAAACUAAACUAGCUAAGGAUAUGUCUAUAGGGAACGAAAAGAUGAAGCAGAUUUUAUCAAACGAAGGGAAUCUGUCGGAGGCGGAGAAGCAGAGGAUUAAGGUGGCUUUCGCUGAGGGGUAUUUGCUGGCCAAUAGCCCCGGAGCGCGGACUGGCAAAGCCGCCAGAUACUUUAAAGUUUUUCAGCAAGUCUUGACAAUUGUUAUUUUUCUAGCGAUAGUUAUUAGUUUGAUGGUUAGCACUACAGGCUCCAUUUUUAGAAUUCAGUUAGGCAAUCAAGUGGAAGUUGACCCUGAGGAGAUCCACGUGACUUUUGAUGACGUUAAGGGGGCCGACGAGGCGAAACAAGAACUGAAAGAUGUGGUUGAGUUUCUGAAGAAUCCUGAGAAGUUUUCAAACCUUGGGGGGAAAUUACCGAAGGGUGUUCUUCUGGUGGGGCCACCAGGUACCGGUAAGACGUUGCUAGCGAGAGCGGUGGCCGGCGAAGCAGGAGUACCUUUCUUUCAUGCAGCUGGUCCUGAGUUUGACGAAAUUUUAGUAGGACAGGGGGCCCGCAGAGUUCGCGAUUUGUUUAAAUCAGCCAAAGAGAAGGCCCCUUGUGUGGUUUUUAUCGAUGAAAUCGAUUCGGUUGGCGCUAAGCGCACAAACAGCGUUCUGCAUCCGUACGCUAACCAGACCAUUAAUCAGCUUCUGAGUGAAAUGGACGGGUUUCAUCAAAACGAGGGGGUUAUUGUCCUGGGGGCUACGAAUCGGAGGGACGAUUUGGAUCAGGCUUUGUUGAGGCCUGGCAGGUUUGACGUGGAGGUGACAGUGCCUACGCCAGACUUUACCGGUCGCAAAGAAAUCCUGAGCCUCUACCUCGGUAAAGUUCUAGCCAAGGACGUCGACCUGGAGCUCCUGGCCCGGGGAACUACGGGUUUCACCGGCGCCGACCUCGAAAAUAUGGUUAAUCAAGCCGCCCUCAAGGCCGCCAUAGAUGGCGCUGACUGCGUGAGCAUGAAGUACCUGGAGUCCGCGAGGGACAAAGUCCUGAUGGGCCCGGAGCGAAAGUCCCGGAUUCCCGACGAGGAAGCCAACUUGAUAACGGCGUACCACGAAGGCGGGCACGCCAUCGUCGCUUUCUACACCAGAGACAGCCAUCCAUUACACAAAGUCACCAUAAUACCUAGAGGACCCAGCCUGGGCCACACCGCCUACAUUCCAGAGAAGGAGCGUUACCACGUGACCAAGUCGCAACUCUUGGCCACGAUGGACGUGAUGAUGGGUGGGCGGGCAGCCGAGGAGCUCAUUUUUGGAUCUGAGAAAAUCACGUCAGGCGCCAGCUCCGACUUGAAACAGGCCACGUCCAUAGCGACGCACAUGGUGAAGGACUGGGGCAUGUCGGAGAAGAUCGGCUUGCGGACGAUGGCGGACACUUCGAAGCCGUUCCAAGGAGACAGCUUGGGCCCGUCGACGAACGAGCUCGUGGACAACGAGAUCAGGAGGAUCCUGUCGGAGAGCUACGAUAGGGCCAAGCACAUCCUCAAGGCGCACGCCAAAGAGCACAAAGCGCUCGCCGAGGCUCUGAUGAAGUACGAAACGUUGGACGCUGAAGACAUCAAAGCCAUAAUGACGGAGAAAGGACCGCACGUAGAGAAAUCUUAAGUUUUAAGUGGAAAAGCGCAUCGUUAGACUUUUUUACUUUUAUUAACGUCUAUGCUCAGUUUAAAUCGGGUUUGUUCGCUAUAUUUAGCCAGAUUUUGUACAUAUUUGCGUAUAAUAAAGCGUAAGGAGGCCUCGGGUUACUUAAUUACGUGCGCGGUCGUCCAAAUAGAAGAUUUUAAGUAAGUAUAAUAAAAUUGUUGGAAGAAAAUGUGUAACAACAAUAAAAUAUUUUACAAGUGG